Messenger RNA from Saimiri boliviensis boliviensis (Bolivian squirrel monkey), 2395 nucleotides. The record is from RefSeq and is a predicted model, not a curated record. NCBI's taxonomy places the organism in Eukaryota, Metazoa, Chordata, Mammalia, Primates, Cebidae.
AGCCCUGGCGGCUCCCCCUCAGGUCCCUGCACCUGAAACAGGUACAGGGAAGGUGCGCCCACACUCACAGCAUGUUCAAGACAUGAGCAAGCGACUCCUCGUCAUGUAUGUGUUUGUGGCUGUGUCGUGCAUGUGAGGGCAUGUGUGGCAGGAGGGAGCCCCUGAGCACACGGAGGUCCCCAGCCCCUCUUCCAAGGACAGGUAAUUGCAGGUGGGGCAGGAGGAAGAGGGUGGGGGGUCUCCCUGGAUCUCACAGGGGUUCAUGCAGCCUGACUUGGCCACCACCCCACCCCUCCCUUUCCUGUUCCUCAUCUCCGGCCAAACUGGCCCUAAUUGUGGAGGAGGAGGGGCCUGCAUGGGUCUGGGAGGGGCCCAGCGAGGGUGCUUUCACCCCCUCCUCACCUGGGCCUAGCCAGAAGCAGGAGGACCCCAACUUGGGAAGGUGGUGUGAAGCUCCCAUGAAAAAGCAUCGCAGUCCUGAGCCAGACCCAUGCUCUCUGGUCUCAGUUUCCCCACUUAUGAAAUGGCAAUGCUGAACUAAGUGACCUCCCAGAGCACUGCCAGGCGAGACAAUCCAGCUGGGGUGUGUGGUGGGGUGAGGGUGGGCGUGGAGGCUAUGGCAGUGGGAGGAGGGAGUCCUGGACCCGGACCAGGGAGGCCCUGGGGAACGGAAGGGAAACGAGAGGCCAGGGGGAAAGGAGGAGGGGGAGGAAGUCCCCUCCUGGCCAGGUCACUCCCAGAGGCUGGGCUGGGCCAGGGCGGGGCAGCCGAUGGAGAGCAGAUCUGAGCACCCAGCCACCUUCACGCCACUGCCCAGCUGCCCAGGAGCCCAGGAGCCCUGCCAGGUACCGGCCACAGUGGCACCUCUGCCUUCAGAACACCUGCCACAGCCCCACCAUGCUCAUGGCAUCCACCACCUCCGCUGUGCCUGGGCACCCCUCUCCGCCCAGCCUGCCCAGCAACAGCAGCCAGGAGAGGCCGCUGGACACCAGGGACCUGCUGCUGGCCCGGGCAGAGCUGGCGCUGCUCUCCAUAGUCUUUGUGGCCGUGGCCCUGAGCAACGGCCUUGUGCUGGCGGCCCUAGCACGGCGGGGCCAGAGGGGCCACUGGGCACCCAUGCACAUCUUCAUUGGCCACUUGUGCCUGGCCGACCUGGCUGUGGCUCUGUUCCAAGUGCUGCCCCAGCUGGCCUGGGAUGCCACCGACCGCUUCCAUGGGCCGGAUGCCCUGUGUCGGGCCGUGAAGUAUCUGCAGAUGGUGGGCAUGUACGCUUCCUCCUACAUGAUCCUGGCCAUGACACUGGACCGCCACCGCGCCAUCUGCCGUCCCAUGCUAGCUUACCGCCACGGAGGUGGGGCUCACUGCAACCGGCCGGUGCUGGUGGCUUGGGCCUUCUCGCUCCUUCUCAGCCUGCCCCAGCUCUUCAUCUUCGCCCAGCGUGACGUGGGAAAUGGCAGCGGGGUCGUUGACUGCUGGGCCAGCUUUGUGGAGCCCUGGGGCCUCCGUGCGUACGUCACCUGGAUCGCCCUGAUGGUGUUCGUGGCGCCUACCCUGGCUAUCGCCGCCUGCCAGGUCCUCAUCUUCCGGGAGAUUCAUGCCAGUCUGGUGCCAGGACCAUCAGAGAGGACUGGGGGGCGCCGCCCGGGAUGCCACACAGGCGGCCCCAGCGAGGGAGCCCGUGUGUCGGCAGCUGUGGCCAAGACCGUGAGGAUGACGUUGGUGAUUGUGGUAGUCUAUGUGCUGUGCUGGGCGCCCUUCUUCCUGGUGCAGCUGUGGGCCGCGUGGGACCCGGAGGCGCCUCGAGAAAGGCCACCCUUUGUGCUGCUCAUGUUGCUGGCCAGCCUCAAUAGCUGCACCAACCCCUGGAUCUACGCGUCCUUCAGCAGCAGCGUCUCCUCGGAGCUGCGCAGCUUGCUCUGCUGUGCCCGGAGGCGCACCCCACCCAGCCUGAGUCCCCAGGAUGAGUCCUGCACCACCGCCAGCUCCUCCCUGGCCAAGGACACUUCAUCCUGAAGAGCGGCUGGGUGUCUUGCCUCCAGAAGCUUUGAGAAGCUCAGCUGCCUUCCUGGAGUCCACUGGGAGGGGGACCCAUGGAGAGCCAGCAAGAGCCUGGGGCCCUGAGCUAGCACAUUGUGUGGCCCUGGACAAGCCGCAUCCCCUGCCUGGGUCUCCACAUCCUUAGCUGCAUGAGGAAGGCCUCAGGUCCCAGAACUGUGGGGUCCUCAGGUCAGCUCACUGUGCUGGGUGUGGGAGGGCUGCAGCAGAGGGCUGAGGGGCAGGAAGGAGGGAGCAGGUGCCCCCAGGUGAGAGAGUGGUCCCGGGCCCCUCUAAUCCCUCCCUUCCUCCCUCCGUUCUCAUUCUCUCCCUAAUAAAAGUUGCAGCUCAUCCUCCACAU